AUGCCCGGACUCACCCUUGUUCCUACCCACGACCACGGCCACGACCACGGCCACGACCACGGCCACGGCCACGGUCUGUCCUUUGAGCCCUUGGCCGACAACGUCCGGCAGUCUUCACGGAUCGGGGCCGAAGUGCAUCUCCCGGCGUCGAUGCCCUUGUUGGACGUGUCGCAGCUCACCGAGGCCGACAAGGACGUGCUGCGUCAAGCCCUCUUCGAGAACCAGGUCGUGGUCAUCCGGAACCAAAGGGGCAUCGACCCUACUCUUCUCCCGCAACUGGCCAAAGUCUUCGAUUCCACCGCGUCGGAUGUUCACUCGGCCGGGCCCAAGGCGGUCAGUGACCCCAAGAAUAUCUUGUCCGCCUACAAGGCUGGCCGGAUCCCUCGCGCUCCGCAGGUCGGCAUUAUCGGCAGUGGCAGGUUCAAGGAUUAUGAAGGCAUCGCCGACCUGGAAGUGGUGCAUUUGGAUCAUACCCUCUUCCACGAAACUCCGCUCUCCCAGCACGAGCUUGAUCAGGGCUACACCCGUCCUUACCGCUGGCACAUGGACACGCCAUUUUACGAACGCCUCCCUGGAGAAGUGACCAUUCUCCACGCAGUCCAAGUGCCCGAGUUGGCCAAACAGAAGUUGAAGUUCCCCAAUGGUCCCGACAAGGAGAUAGCUGCGGGAGCAACUGCAUUCUUCUCAGGAGCCCGGGCUUUCGAGCUUCUCGACGACGACGAAAAGGAAUUCGCGCUCAACACCACGGUGACGUAUGCGCCACAAGCUUACGAAUAUAUUCGACAAUGUCGGGCCACCGAAGACGGUCUGACGAUCCCAACCGUGGGAAGAGAGACUCCAGUCGAUGAAGUGUCGGAAUGGUCGUGGGACAAGGUGGCUGAGCAUCCUAUGGUCUGGCGCAACCCUCUCGAUCCCCGCCCUUUUCUCCAAGUCCACGGCUGCUGCGUCUACAAACUCUGCACGCGCGACCCGGCCAGCGGGCAAGUGCGGGUGGUCGACGACGUAGCGCAGGUGCGCAAGAUCGUCUACGGCUUCCAGAGGAGGAUCUGGGCGGCGGAAAACAUCUACGCCCACGACUGGAAGGAAGGCGACUUGGUCAUCUUCCAUAAUAGGGGGGUCAUGCACAGCAUCACGGGCCAGUUGGCCCAGUAUCAGUACGGAGAACAUCAGCGGAGAUUGCUGUGGCAGUGCACCAUGACCAGUGGCAAAGCUCCCGAAGCGUAUAGGAAAUAUGCUGGGGUCAACGAGACGGGGUUUGCGAAGAUCUGA
Capronia epimyces CBS 606.96 is the source of this 1269-nucleotide messenger RNA. RefSeq lists its product as uncharacterized. The transcript is spliced from 4 exons. NCBI's taxonomy places the organism in Eukaryota, Fungi, Ascomycota, Eurotiomycetes, Chaetothyriales, Herpotrichiellaceae. Gene Ontology annotation, molecular function: oxidoreductase activity. Bases 1 to 1269 code for a protein of 422 amino acids. The record is from RefSeq and is a predicted model, not a curated record.